Messenger RNA from Daphnia carinata, 1757 nucleotides. Its product is annotated as UDP-glycosyltransferase UGT4-like. The record is from RefSeq and is a predicted model, not a curated record. Bases 106 to 1695 code for a protein of 529 amino acids. NCBI's taxonomy places the organism in Eukaryota, Metazoa, Arthropoda, Branchiopoda, Diplostraca, Daphniidae. Gene Ontology annotation, molecular function: UDP-glycosyltransferase activity. The transcript has 3 exons.
AGAUAAAUGCUGGUCGUUUUUUUUUUCGCGAAAAACUCUUUGCAAGGCCAAAGAGCAGUAGUAGUUUGUCAAACUUGAUCGAGUAGUGUUCUUAUUUUGAAAGACAUGGUGGUGAAAUCAGCAUCAAUUUCCUUUUUAAUUGUGAUGGCUGUGGCCUCGUCGAUUGAAGGAUCUAGUAUUCUCGUAUCGGUCCCAUUUGGCACAAAAAGCCACAAGAACAUGUACGUGCCUUUGGUGCAAGAACUAGUGACUCGAGGACAUAAUAUUACUGUUAUCACUAAUUACAUGACGGCCGAUUUUAUGAACCUGGAUAACGUUCGAGAAAUCGUUCUAGAACAAUUAUGCCUGAACAUGUCGCACUAUCCGAACGUGUUUGACAGUUUACUUUCAUCAAGUUGGAACUGGGGUAAUUGGGGUUUGACAAGCCAACUGCUUCGCACGCAAUCAGAAUAUCCACCCAAGGUUACGAAUGUACUUUACGAUAACCCAAAAGUUCAACAAAUGCUUGCUAAAGAUACAUUCGAUCUAGUUAUUGCCUCUCAGGUAUUACUCAUGUCAAGUGCUCCUUUAGCUUGGCAUUUUAAGGCUCCAUUAAUUGUAUUCAGCCCAAAUACGUUAUUCCCAGGAAUGGCUACUAUUUUGGGAGAUGAUGAACAUACUAGUUACGUACCACUUGUCUUUUCUCCUUACACUAAUAUGAUGAAUCUCUGGCAGAGAAUCAUCAACACUCUUGCUACCAAUAUGAUUCUGGUGUUUCAGCAAUGGUAUGAAGGAUCUAUAAUUCCUUCGAUUGUUAAAGAGAAGGGCAUGCCUUGUUAUGCUGAACUUGAUGAAAUAAUUAGAAACGUGACAGUGGUUCUUACCAACAGUCAUCCGAGUUUUUCUUAUCCUCGUUCCUUACCGCCUCAAGUCAUCGAAGUGGGCGGUAUUCACUGUCGAUCUCCCAAGCCAUUGCCGAAUAACUUGGAAAAUUUUGUAUCUGGGGCUGACGGCUUCUUGCUUUUUAGCAUCGGAAGUCUUCAAAAUAUGGAAGAUAUGCCUGAAUAUCUUCUCCAAUCGUUCAUUCGGAUUUUUUCCCGUUUGCCUUUACGAGUAAUUUGGCAAUGGAAAGGAAAAAUCAGGUCAGAUUUGCCUGCCAAUGUUCUUGCCAUUCCUUGGCUACCACAACAAGAUCUAUUGGGACAUCCUGGAUGUCGUGCUUUCAUUACUCACGGUGGUCUAAACAGUUUACAAGAAGCCAUUUAUCACGGUGUUCCCAUGCUAGGAAUACCUUUUGGCAUCGAUCAGUUUCUUAACCUGCGACGGGCUGUCAAUGAUGGUUACGCCUUGCAGUUACAAUGGAAGGAAAUCAACGAAAAUACUUUAAAUACCGCAAUUCAGCAUCUGCUCUUCAAUAAAAGCUUUUCAGAUGCUGCCGUAAGGCUGUCUGGCCUUUUGCGUGAUCAGAUGGAAACGCCACUAGAAAGAGCUGCUUUCUGGACCGAGUAUGUGAUCCGUCAUAAUGGAUCAGUUGACCAUUUGCGAUUAGGAUCGCGCGAAUUGGCACCUUACCAGCGGUCGCUGAUCGAUGUAUAUCUACUCUUGAUUCUUGUUGGGAUAACUCCACUUGUUUUAGUUUUACUUUGUUUUCGAAACUGCAGCUGCUCGUCGAAAAACAAGGUAACAGCUAGAGAUGUGAAGAACAAACAAGAAUAGAAAAAAGUGAAAGUUCCUCAUUGAAUUCGUACGAGAGCUGAAUACAUAUCUUUGAAAUCAAA